AUGUACGGUGUGUGUUAUCUAGGUGUGAAGGAGGGGAACUCAAUUGAUGGAUACUUUCUUCAGGUUACAAACUAUUGUUAUUAUCUAAAAGAUGUUGCUUCCUCUGCACUAUCAGAUGAUGAUUUCACUCAGGAGGAAUGUGAAGAGUUGCAACAAAGAAUAAAGAAUGGCUAUGUGAAGAGACUUACUGUUGUAGAGAUGGAAGACAAAGUUCGAAGUUUGCAUGAAGAUGUGACAAAACAUUGGAUUGCAAGAGAACUUGUAUCGUUACCAAGGAAAAUCAACCAGGCUAGUGAAAAGGGAUGGAAAAGAGAAUAUCAUUUUUCUUAUCUGGAUAGAAGGGAGCUUCUUAGCAAUCCGGAAGAACAGGCGAGGCUAUUGCUUGAAGUUCCUGAAGUUAUUGCAGAAGAACUCGAACCUGAACGUGUUGAUGUUGAUGUGAAUACCGAAGAUGAGUUCAUGGAACCAAACCCUGAAGUAUCCAUUGAGACUCAUCACAAUGAUUCACCUGUUGCUGGUCUAGUGAAAUCUCAAGAAAUUCCUCAGCUCUGUGAUGAAGAAGAAGAACAACCACCAUGGGCUGUUUCUGUAGGUGCGUCCCAUGUUUUGUAA
Messenger RNA from Eruca vesicaria subsp. sativa (arugula), 612 nucleotides. NCBI's taxonomy places the organism in Eukaryota, Viridiplantae, Streptophyta, Magnoliopsida, Brassicales, Brassicaceae. The record is from the annotation of a GenBank genome assembly.